CGCCCACUCCGUAGUUGGCCGCUGGGUUAUCCUCGGUCUUCGAGUAGUUCUCACAGUUCCGCGCUUAGUUCCUGAGCGUCAGCCUCAGGAUCGGCAACGUGCGCCCGGCGUUCUAUCUAUCUUCUGAGACUUUGCCCUUCUCCAGGGAGAGCAUUCAGGAGACCAGGAAAAUGGCCACGGGGCUCCUGAAAGCCAAAAAAGAGGCAUUCGUGGCAUUCAGGGAUGUGGCUGUGAACUUUAGCCAGGAGGAGUGGCGGUUGCUGAGCCCAGCUCAGAGGACCCUGCACCGGGAAGUGAUGCUGGAGACCUACAGCCACCUUGUCUCACUAGACGUUCCAUUUUCCAAACCAAAACUCAUUUCUCAGCUGGAGCAAGGGGAAGAGCCCUGGAAAGAGGAGAGACAACAUCCACUGGGCCUCUGUCCAGCAGAAUCAAAGCAAAACAUUCCACCUUGUCCCCAUUGCCCACUGGCAUUCGCUAGUCAGCAAGGCCUCAGCCAGCACAUGUGGUUCAGUCACUUUCCUCAGCUCUUCUCAAGUUUAUGUGCAGGGAGUCAUCUCCCUCCAGGGAAACACUAUCCAGAAGAUCAAAAACAGCAGCAGAACCAACUCUUUGGUGAAACCUGCUGGAGUGACAAAGCAGAAAUUCAAGAGACAGAAGACUCCAAGCCCUUGUCCAAGAGCAAGGGUGGCACUUCAAAGGUGUUGUCCUGCCCACUGCAAGGACAGCCAGUAAGGGCGGAGCAAGACAGGGCAGUGACGGCCACAGGGCCCAGCCGAGACCGGAGGACAGACCUUGGGGAAACAGACAAAGUGUUGCAUGGUGUAAAAGUCUCAGGAUUUGGAGCAAUCAAAUACGGGGAGUUGGGGCUAGGCCUCAUGAAGGAGUCAAACCUGCUCAGCCUCCAGAAGAUACACGCAGGGGAGACACCAUACGUGUUCACCGAGUGGGGCCAGGGCUUUGGCAAUAUGUCAAUCCUCAUCAAAAACCAGAGGACGCCCUCUAGGGACAAGCCUCAUGUGUGCAAGGAGUGUGGACGAGGCUUUACCUGGAAGUCAAACCUCAUCACACACCAGAGGACACACUCAGGGGAGAAACCUUACGUGUGCAAAGAGUGUGGACGAGGCUUUACUUGGAAGUCAAACCUCUUCACACACCAGAGGACACAUUCAGGGGUCAAGCCGUACAUGUGCAAGGAAUGUGGGCAGAGCUUUAGUCUGAAGUCAAACCUUAUCACGCACCAGAGGGCACACUCUGGGGAGAAGCCUUAUGUGUGCAGGGAGUGUGGGCAUGGCUUUCGCCAGCAUUCACAUCUCAUCAGGCAUAAGAGGACACAUUCGGGAGAGAAGCCUUAUUUGUGCAGGGAGUGUGAGCGUGGCUUUCGUCAGAAGUCACACCUCAUUAGACACUUACGGAUACACACAGGAGAGAAGCCUUACGUAUGCACAGAAUGUGGGCGCCAUUUUAGCUGGAAAUCAAACCUCAAGACCCACCAGAGGACACAUUCAGGCAUUAAACCUUAUAUGUGCCUCGAGUGUGGGCAGUGCUUUAGCCUGAAGUCAAACCUCAGCAAACACCAGACGUCACACACGGGGGAGAAGCCAUUUGUGUGCAGGGAAUGUGGGCGAGGCUUUACCCGGAAAUCAACCCUUAUCACGCACCAGAGGACACACUCAGGAGAAAAGCCAUUUGUAUGCAAGGAGUGUGGGCGAGGCUUUAAUGAUAAGUCAACCCUCAUCUCACACCAGAGAACACAUUCAGGGGAAAAGCCUUUAACAUGCAGGGAGUGUGGUAAAAGAUUUAGCCAGAAGCCAAAUCUCUUUAGGCACAGGAGGGCACACUCAGGUAGCAUACCUUUUGUGUGCGGGGAGUGUGGGCAAGGCUUUUGUGAUAAAUUGACUCUCAUCACCCACCAGAAGGCACACGCAGGGGGGAAGCCUCAUGUGUGCAGGGAGUGUGGGCAAGGCUUUAGCCAGCAGUCACACCUUGCAAGACAUCAGAGGAUACAUUCGGGAGAGAAGCCUUAUAUUUGUAGGAAGUGUGGGCGAUGCUUUAGUCGGAAAUCAAACCUCAUCAGACAUCAGAGGACACAUUCAGGAUAGAAACCUUGUAUGUAGGAGUGUAGUGAAAUCUUUAGCCAAAACUCAUACUUCUUGAGAUACCAGAAGUCACACCUAGGGCUUUAGUGUGGCUUUAGUAAUAAGUCGGGCAUUGCCAGACACCAAAGUGGAGACAUCUUAUGUGUGAUGGGAAUGUUCAUGAGCCCAAUGGUUAAGCCCAAUGGUUAAGAAUGUUCAUAAGCCCAAUCUCUAGUCCCCGUGAAGGAGAGCUGCCAGCACAUUUUCAGAGCUCUGACAUUCUCUAGUAGGGAUGGUGGGUUAUGGAAGAUCUGUCAGGUAAUGUGAUAGAGGGGGUACUUCCAAGUAGGUUGAAAUUAGGGAAUGGAGGCUUUUCUAAUGUCGUUUCCCAAGAAUACUUGAACACUCUUUAUACAGUAACCUUGAUGUUGGAGAAACAGCAACACUAGAGCUCAUCUCUUAAAGUCUGUCUUAACCUUCUGAGAACAAGAGACUUGGCAGAAAUCAUGGCUGAUUUAAUCUUGGUUUCCCAGAGAAUGAGCCAGCAGAGUCCGCUUCAGGGGAGAGUUUGGGAAAUGGUGAAUUAUUUCCUGAGGCCUUCUCUGGUUUCCAGGUUGAAUUCAUACCAAAAAUAGUUUUAUUUACUGGCAUAUUUAGACUAGAAAUGUGUUCUGUGCUUUCAUGAAGAAAACACACUCACAUAUACAGAAAUAGAAAGUGAAAUUACUUUCCAUUCUUUGAAUUACCAUACUACAUCCCACAGGUAAUUCUUUGGUUUAAAUCUUUCCAGCCAUUGUAAAAUACAUGACUUUUCUGGUUGGGAAUACUCUCUUUUUGAGAAGGGCGGUGUUGCAUAGAUUCACUUAUAAUUCUGAGCCAGGGCCCAAUUUUUUUUUCAUGGAACUUGACUAAAUGAUUCUGAGUUUUAUUUGGAAAGCAAAAUUUUGAGAAAUGGCAGGAUAAUAUAAGAACUGUAUAGUAACAUGUCUUUUUCAUCUGUGGACAGAUAUCUAGAAUAGAACUGCAUAAAAAAUAGAAAAACUCACUUUUAUAUGAGUAUUUAGAAAGUGAGGAAGCAGGAUUUCAAGUUAUUAUGAAAAUAGCAAGUACAAGAUUCAGUAUUUGAGUCAUUGGCUCUCAACUGAGGGAAAAAAUAAACAUAGGUCUCAGAACGUCUUGAUAACCAAAGUUAGAGUUAGGAAAGAUAGAGCUCAGAUAAUAUGAGGUGCAGAGGUCUUUUUAAUGUAAUUUAAUUUUUUCUGGGGCUUGAACUCACGACCCUGAGAUUAAGAGUCACAUGCUCUACUGACUGAGCCAGCCAGGCACCCCAAGGUGUAGGAGUCUUAAUUUUUGUUCAAAAUCUAAGUUUAAGUGGAGUGAUCAGAACCUGGUGAAGAAUUAUGAAACAUUAUCCUAGAUGGAGCCGCUGGUGUAGCUUGCCCUCCUCUUUCCUUCCCUGGGAUAAAUCCUGGCCUGCUGUCAUUUCUCCUUCUCAAUAGAAAAAUACUUUUAGAGUUUUAAUCUCUUUGUAUCCUAGAAUUGAAUUAUUCUUUUUCAUAAAAUGAUGUCACAAAAAUAAGGAUUCCCACAGUAAACAUGUAUCUUUUACAUUUUUAAAA
Lutra lutra (Eurasian river otter) is the source of this 3697-nucleotide messenger RNA. It is a transcript of the gene ZNF875, whose product is annotated as zinc finger protein 875. Lineage: Eukaryota; Metazoa; Chordata; Mammalia; Carnivora; Mustelidae. The transcript has 5 exons. The coding region runs from base 171 to 2102 and encodes 643 amino acids. The record is from RefSeq and is a predicted model, not a curated record. Gene Ontology annotation, biological process: regulation of transcription by RNA polymerase II. Gene Ontology annotation, cellular component: nucleus. Gene Ontology annotation, molecular function: RNA polymerase II cis-regulatory region sequence-specific DNA binding; zinc ion binding; DNA-binding transcription activator activity, RNA polymerase II-specific.